CCUCUCCUACAUUCCACCGGCCAACAACGCACAGCAAAGCCGUCACAUCACAGGCUAAAAAGAAAUCCCCGAAUACUCGCGAAUUCCAAAUUCCUCAUCCUCUCUCCCCUCCUCCUCGUCGUCCCCCUCCUCCGCCGCCGCCGCCGCCACCGCCGAUGGCUGCCUCCUCCUCCUCCUCCUCUUCUGCUGCCAAAUCCCUCUUCCAGUCCCUUAAGAGGUUCUUCAAGGCGCCCUGGGAGAUCACCGGCCCCUGCGCCGAUCCCGAGUACCGGACCGCCCUCCCCAAAGCCACCGAGUAUCGCCGCUUCUCCCCCGCCACCGCCCCGGCCAAGGUCUGCGUCCCCACCUCGGAACCCGAGACCGUCUUCGACAUCAAGUACUACACCCGCGACCGCCGCCGUGACCGGCCACCCGUCCAUCGCACCGUGCUGAAGAAGGCCGACGUCGAGAAGAUGAUGGCCGAGAAGACCUUCGGCGCCACCGACUUCCCGCCAGUGUACCUUACCGAGCGGGUCCAGGAGGACGAGAACACCAGGGGAGGCGGGUACCAGAAAUAGGUCAUGGUGCUGUCAGAUUGUACCCAUGCAAAUAGGUGUUGCAUGCUCAUGGGUUUUAUCUGAGUAGUGCUUUCUCAUCGCGAUGUUUUCUGGCUGCCUUUGGUUAUGUUCCUAAGGCUCUUCUGUUUUAUUUGCUUUCCAAACCAGCUGAUGGAUGGUGGAAAAAUAAAGAAUGUAACUCAUUCCAUUUGAAUCACUUGUAAACUUCUCCAAUUAUAACAUGUGGUUGAUAUUUCAUUAAAGAUUCUAUUGUUCUAUAACAUGUACUGAAACUUCAUUUAAAUUUCACCUUUCUUUAA
Molecule: messenger RNA, 856 nt
Organism: Elaeis guineensis (African oil palm)
Lineage: Eukaryota; Viridiplantae; Streptophyta; Magnoliopsida; Arecales; Arecaceae
Source: RefSeq, a predicted model, not a curated record